This is a messenger RNA of Mirounga angustirostris (Northern elephant seal), 3440 nucleotides long. It is a transcript of the gene FAM114A1, whose product is annotated as family with sequence similarity 114 member A1. The record is from RefSeq and is a predicted model, not a curated record. The transcript has 14 exons. Lineage: Eukaryota; Metazoa; Chordata; Mammalia; Carnivora; Phocidae. Bases 126 to 1838 code for a protein of 570 amino acids.
CCGGCCGCCCCCGGGGCCCCCUCCCGGCCCGCCCUCCGGCCGCGUCCCCGCCGGCCCUGCCGACGUGGCGGGGCGGAACCCGCCGGGCGCUCUCGCGCGCACUCGGCAGCCGGAGUGAUAUUAAAAUGUCUGACGAUGCUGGUGACACCUCAGCCAUUAGAGACAAAGCAGAAAUUGCCAAGAUGCCCGAGAGUGAGUUUUCACCCAAAGACACAGAAGCGCGCUGUGAUUCAGCUAUGAUUUCAAAUGAGCCAACAGCAGCUGAUGCCAGAGGAGAUGGGCAUGAAAAUGCCACCGUCCAGGGUGCAGAGACUACUGACACUGGGCAUCUUGAGCAGCCCCAACACACCAGUGCCACGGAGCCCCCCCUCAAUGGAGAAGUGACUGAGGAUGCACUUGCUGAAUGCAUUGACUCCGUCAGCCUCGAGGCAGAACUUGGAUCUGAAAUACCCCUGAAAGAACAGACUAAUCCGGUUGUGGAUUUGCCUUCCGGUGGAGGGGGAUGGGCAGGCUGGGGCUCCUGGGGCAAAUCUCUGCUCUCAUCAGCAUCUGCUACAGUAGGCCAUGGAUUGACAGCAGUCAAGGAAAAAGCAGGGGCCACCCUGCGGAUUCAUAGUGUAAAUUCCAGCUCUCCCGAAGGGGCCCAACCUGAUGCUGAAAAUGGAGUGCCUCAGACAGAUGUGGCCACAGAUCAGAGCCCUGCAGAAAGCCCACCCACUUCUCCUGCAUCUGGGUCUCGGGGCAUGCUGUCAACCAUCACCAACGUCGUUCAAAACACAGGUAAAAGUGUCUUAACGGGUGGUCUUGAUGCUCUGGAAUUCAUCGGUAAGAAAACCAUGAAUGUCCUUGCAGAGAGUGACCCAGGCUUUAAGCGGACCAAGACACUCAUGGAGAGAACCGUUUCCUUAUCACAGAUGUUAAGGGAAGCCAAGGAGAAAGAGAAGGAGAGACUGGCCCAGCAGCUGACGGCCGAGAGGACUGCCCACUAUGGGAUGCUGUUUGAUGAAUAUCAAGGUUUGUCGCACCUGGAAGCUCUGGAAAUUCUUUCCAAUGAAAGUGAAAGCAAGGUUCAGUCAUUUUUAGCAUCACUCGAUGGAGAGAAGCUGGAACUCUUAAAAAACGACCUAAUUUCCAUUAAAGACAUCUUUGCAGCCAAAGAAUUCGAGAAUGAAGAGAAUCAAGAAGAACAAGCCUUAGAAGAAAAGGGAGAAGAAUUUGCUAGCAUGCUUACGGAACUUCUCUUUGAAUUACAUGUUGCAGCCACGCCUGACAAACUCAAUAAGGCCAUGAAGAAAGCUUAUGACUGGGUAGAAGAAGAUCAGACUACAGUGUCCAUAAAUAUGGUGGAAGAGUUGGAGGAGAACACUACAGAGGAAGAAAAGGAAGAGAAAUCAGAAAAUCCCGAAGAAGACAAAAAGGAAGAAAGGAGAACUAAGACAGUUGAGGACGUAUAUAUGCUGUCCAUCGAAAGUCUGGCAGAAGUAACAGCACGCUGUAUCGAGCAGCUUCACAAAGUAGCAGAAUUAAUUCUUCAUGGGCAAGAAGAGGAAAAACCAGCUCAGGACCAAGCAAGAGUUCUGAUAAAAUUAACUACUGCGAUGUGUAAAGAAGUGGCCUCCUUAUCAAAGAAGUUUACGACUUCUUUAACCACUGUUGGGAGCGACAAGAAGGCUGAGGUCCUUAACCCCAUGAUCAAUAGUGUCUUGUUAGAGGGCUGCAACAGCACCACGUACAUCCAGGACGCCCUCCAGCUGCUGCUGCCUGUGCUGCAGGUUUCACGUAUCCGGACGGGUUGUUCAGAAGCUCAGCCGGAACCUGGCCAGACUCCGUCUGGUUAAAGAGGAGCGCAGGCCACAUUGCUUUGCUAAUACCAUUUCCGGGGAUGUUUUCUACGCAUCUGGCCCCAGACGCCCCUUGGAGGACUCUACAGGCAAUUUUGCACGAACAGUCUGGAGAAUGCAAGUUGAGAGAGAGUAUCCUGUCUCUUAAUGUAUAUGGGGGUUUUACAAAUAGUUGUGUUUUCUUUAUGUUAAUUUAAAUUGACAUGGCUUUAUACUGAUAAUUGCCUUUCAUUUGAAGUUCAUUCACCAAUAUUCAUUUCCAUUUUCCUGGCCAAGCAUGCUAUAUUUAGAAAUUCAUGGGCAGAUCCGAGACUUUUUUUUAAUCCUUUAAUUUCCCACCUUUAAGUUCCCAUUCUUUAUAGUAUUACUUUAAGUCAAUUCUUAUACUGAACUUGGUUUUGUUAUAUAAAUAUCAUAGGCAAAGAUAACACUACUUAUAGAUAGUACCUAUUAUGGUAAAAGAGAAACGUAAGUAUUUCUUUAUAGUAACUCAUUCUGAAAAGAAGCUUUCAUCGAGCUUCUAGUGCGUGCUCACAAUAAAGGAACAUGAUCUCAACCCAGUAAAGACAGUAGUCAUUCUAAGUAAUCUCUACACCCAACGGGGGGCUCAAACUCACAACCCUGCUAUCAAGAGUUGUACGCUCUACCAACUGAGCCAGCCAGGUGCCCCUAGACAAAUACUCCAGAAGAUGGUUUAGAAUAAUUCUUAAAAUGCUUAAAAAUACUAAUAAAUUUUCUAAACCUUAAAAAAUUUGAAGAGCAAGGUAAACUAGUGGUUUUGUUUUUUUUUUUUAAUGUUCUGCCCUUCAAUGUAUUAUUGUAUUUUUCAACACGCCCUGGACUUUUUGACCCCAAACUUUAUAUAUGGGGUGAAAAUAUAUAUGAAAAAGGGGUACUGAAGAGAAUCCAGUUUAAACUUGACUCAUUAUGACCAUAAGUACAUGAUCGCAUAAUUACAAAGCUUGGAGACAUUCAAAUAGAAAAUUAAAGGGAUCUUAACACAGCAGACCCCCCGACUACAUCUUUCAAUCUGAGGCAAGAUAUUCUAUAAAUUCACAGAUCACACUCACUGAUGGUAAAUCCCAUCAUUAAUUCUAAAGGGCAGAAAAUACUGAUGUGUGGGUUGACUGACUGGUAUAUUGAUCCAUGAGAGGCUGUCGAGGAGCCUCUGAAACCAAGAGAGGCACUGACAGUGGGUGCUUCUCAUGAGCUCGCUAAGUUCAUUCGUUCAUUCCGGGUGGGGGUUCAUAUCCAGCUCCUAUUUCAGAGCCCCUUCUGCAUCCCUACAAGCCUCAUCACAAGAUAUCUUGCCCCAUGGCUCUCUCCAAGGCAAAUGAAGCAUGUACUUUUGUAAGGGUAAAAAUCCUUCCUUGACAUUUGCUUUUAUUCCUCUGAUGGAGUAGACUGUCGUUAUCCGAUCCAGGUAAAGUGGGACCAUUUUAAUAUUGCCCUGUAUCUUGUUAGCAUUUUAUUCAUCUGCAUCCUGUAUUUCAUUUGUGUAGCUCCUGAAACAACCAAAUAGAAAACAUAAGAACAAUGAUUUACAAUCUGGAAAAGAAUUCUCUGAGGAAUCAAUUAAAGAUGCUCUUUUUUCCUCUC